Messenger RNA from Calidris pugnax (ruff), 2594 nucleotides. RefSeq names its product cyclin-dependent kinase inhibitor 1A (p21, Cip1) (gene CDKN1A). The transcript is spliced from 2 exons. Bases 780 to 1238 code for a protein of 152 amino acids. Lineage: Eukaryota; Metazoa; Chordata; Aves; Charadriiformes; Scolopacidae. Gene Ontology annotation, molecular function: cyclin-dependent protein serine/threonine kinase inhibitor activity. Gene Ontology annotation, biological process: regulation of mitotic cell cycle; signal transduction by p53 class mediator. The record is from RefSeq and is a predicted model, not a curated record. Gene Ontology annotation, cellular component: nucleus.
AAGCUGUCUUGUUCAAGGAAAUAAAACCCCUGCGUACUAUUUUAUUUAUUUAUUUUUAUUUUUUUUUUCCGUGAACUGUUUUUAAAGCAGAUUUAACGAGCAGGGCUCAUUAAAUGAGCGGAGUCAAAUCCCGGAGCGCUGUUUGCUGGGCUCUGAUAACGAGGUUCCUCGUAACCCCAAGGGCUCCAUUGGCCCCACGCACGGGGGAAGGGGGAGGAAGGAAAGGUUUUGCCACUUUACUGUGAAGGUCGUGGCUUUUUUGGCAGCGAUUUGAAAGAAAACAAACAAACAGGUUCUUGUCUCUGGUUGCCCAACAGCUCCUUGCAGAUAAGGAGGGUGGUUAACGAAGUGGUCAAGCUUGUGGCGUGUUCUUGCAGUUGCUUAAAAGGCUUCCUUGCCACCGGGUCUGGGUUCUUGAGAAACUGGCCAGAAAAAAACAUCUCGUUGCUUCACUUGCCCAUCCGCCAACUUGCCUUGUGCCUGUGGGGUUGUGGAUGGAGCUGGUGGCAGCAUCAAAGUGUGGGAUGUUUGGCCCCAGAAGGGCUUUACCUGCUGGAGGAGGAGUGGAGGAACAUCAACAUCUCCAACAUCUGUCCAAGACACUGCUAAAAUCCAAAUAUCUGAGCCCAGGAUGAGCAUUGGCAGAUGAAGGUCCUCUCCAGGCUGCUCAUUGCAGACCCCAACCCAGCUUGUCCCACCUUGGCUACUGCCUCCUUUGCUAGUCCCUGGCCUUGCCCAACACCCCAGUAACUCGCUCUGCUUUCCUCCCAGCCACCACGAUGCCCCUGUCUCAGAGCCGGGCCGGGCAGAUGCCAUGCAGCAGUAAGGUGUGCAGGAACCUCUUCGGCCCCGUGGACCACCAGCAGCUCCAGAAUGACUAUGAGGACAUGUUGAGGCAACAGCUGGAAGAAGCUCAGCAGCGGUGGAACUUCAACUUUGAGACGGAGACUCCCUUGGAAGGACAGUUCAAGUGGGAGAGGGUCUUCCUGACUGAGCAGCCAUCCCAGGAGGUCCACAGCCUGGUCAAGGUCACUGGCAGCGAGAGCAGGACCUCCUUGGUCUCCCCCAAGGACCACCUUGGCAGGAUUUGCCCUGAGGGCUCUCAGCAGAGCUCGGAGGUUUACAGGGCUGGUUCUCCACGGAGCUUGAAGCGUGGGCAGCCCACCAUCAAAGACUUCUACAGCUCCAAGCGGAGGAACAUCCCUGACAAGCCCAAGCCUGACAAGCCCAAGCUGUGACCUGGUGGUCCUCUGCUCCGCUGCCAUCGGGGACAGCUGCCCGUGCUGACGUGCCCUGGGGGUGUCCGUGUCUCUUUUCCCCCACCCUGCAGCGUGUGAGCUGUCUGUAUGACGCCGUGUAGAGUUUGUAGUGUCCUAUUUAUGAGUAGCUCUGGGGUCCUGAGGGCCCUUCGCUGUGUGCAAUGUAAAGGAGUAGCCCACGUUGAGGCUCGUAGCCCCACAGAGGGGUUGGAGGAGGACUGAAGAGAAGAGUGUGUGUCUCCUGCCCUGUGUUGGUGGGGCCAAGCAUUGUCCUUGCACCAUCCUGUUGUGGUCCUUCCCCUGCCUGAUGACAGGCCACGCAGGACACUUGUGUCCCAGCCACCUGGUGGCACCAGAUAUCCUUAAGAAAGUGGCACAGAUAUGGAUUGUAGAGCCCUGGGACAGCCUGGCCCUGGGGACAACCCUGGCUGCUGGCAUGUGGUGGUGGCCCCUCUUCCCAUCGGGAAGGACCCAGGUGGCAAGCUCCUGUCCAUGUGUGGAAGUGGAGUGACAUGGAGGCUGCUCCUUUCCACAACUGCCUGGGAGAGGAAACGCUCUUCCCCGGACAGCCCUUCCUUGGGGUGACUCACUGGUGCUGUCACCAUCAGAGAUGGGCUCUGACCAACCUGCUGGAGGCCCCCAGCGCUGAGCUCAUGGUGGGACCAAUGCUGCCUUUGGGGGUCCCCUGGAUUCUGCUGCCCCAAAACCCCACUUUCUUUCUUUGCUGUUGGCUCGUUGAGUUUGCCCUCCUGUUCCUGCCUCCUCCAACGCUGACACCAGGCUGGGGAGCUGCCUGCUCUGGCCAUGUUGGACUGCUCUAGGAAGGAAGGAAGGAGUCCUGCUUGAAAGAAGAAAAUGUAGCUUUUCUCCUGGACUUUUUCUCCUUUGGGGCUGAGGAAGAGAGAGGACCCUCACCUGGCUCUGCAGAGCGAGCAGCUUUGGUCACCUCCAGGACCAAGGGAUGUCUUGGAGUGAAGGUUGCUUGGUCCCAGCACUGAAGGAUGGGUCUCUGCUCCUGAAGGACUCAAGACUGUCAGGUCUCAGCACUUUGAUGGGGUCCAUCUCCUGCUCUGCUGGAUUUGGACUCGGGGAGGGGGGGGGGAAACUGGUGCAAGAUGGUCCCAGGCAGAAGAGGAACGGGAUCGACCUCCCGCCUUGCACCGCGAUGCACUUUGCUGUCGGUGAAGCUGGCAAGUUCCCAGCAUUAAAUGUUUAUUUAUAAAAAAAAAUAAUAAUUAAUAAAUGCUAUUAAGUCUAUAUGGGGGGGGGGGAGGGGAAAUACCUGUUUGUCUGUUAAUGUUAACUCCAAAUAAACACUCAUCUUGUGUAGGGGAA